Molecule: messenger RNA, 1680 nt
Organism: Lipotes vexillifer (Yangtze River dolphin)
Lineage: Eukaryota; Metazoa; Chordata; Mammalia; Artiodactyla; Lipotidae
Gene: ALDH5A1
Product: aldehyde dehydrogenase 5 family member A1
Exons: 10
Coding region: 1-1581 (526 amino acids)
Biological process (GO): GABA catabolic process
Cellular component (GO): mitochondrion
Molecular function (GO): succinate-semialdehyde dehydrogenase (NAD+) activity
Source: RefSeq, a predicted model, not a curated record
AUGGCGACCUGUUUUCGGCUGCGGAGCUGCCUGGCCCUGCACCUCCCGCGGAUGCCUCCCAGCCGGGUCCUCCGUCCCCGCGCCGACUACCCGGUGGCCCGGAUUCGCAGCUACGCCCGGGGCCCGGCGGGCCUUUCCUCAGCCCUGCUGCGCACCGACGGCUUCGUGGGCGGCAGCUGGCUCUCGGCCGCCGCCACCUUCCCGGUGCACGACCCGGCCAGCGGCGCCGAGCUGGGCUUGGUGGCCGACUGCGGGGUACCCGAGGCCCGGGCCGCCGUGCGUGCCGCCUACGAGGCUUUCUGCAGCUGGAGGGGGGUCUCGGCCAAGGAGAGGAGUUCUUUACUUCGGAAAUGGUACGACUUAAUGAUACAAAAUAAGGAUGACCUUGCCAAGAUAAUCACAGCUGAAAGUGGAAAGCCACUAAAGGAGGCACAGGGAGAAAUUCUCUAUUCUGCAAAUUUCCUGGAGUGGUUUUCAGAGGAAGCCCGCCGCAUUUACGGAGACAUUAUCUACACCCCAGCAAAAGAAAAACGGGCCCUGGUCCUCAAGCAGCCCCUCGGUGUGGCCGCAGUCAUCACCCCAUGGAAUUUCCCCAGCGCCAUGAUCACGAGGAAAGUGGGGGCUGCCCUGGCAGCAGGCUGCACGGUAGUGGUGAAACCUGCCGAGGACACGCCCUUCUCUGCGCUGGCCUUGGCCGCGCUUGCAGACCAGGCUGGAAUUCCUCCGGGUGUAUACAACGUUAUUCCCUGCUCUCAAAAGAAGGCCAAGGAAGUAGGGGAAGCACUUUGCACGGAUCCCCUAGUGUCUAAAAUUUCCUUUACUGGUUCAACAGCCACCGGAAAGGUCCUGUUGCAUCAUGCAGCAAACUCUGUGAAAAGGGUGUCCAUGGAGCUGGGCGGCCAUGCCCCAUUCAUCGUGUUUGACAGUGCCAAUGUUGACCAGGCUGUCGCUGGGGCCAUGGCAUCUAAAUUUAGGAACUCUGGACAGACUUGUGUUUGCUCAAACCGUUUCUUGGUGCAAAGGGGUAUCCAUGAUUCCUUUGUGAAAAAAUUUGCUGAGGCAAUGAAAACAAACCUGCAUGUGGGUAAUGGAUUUGAGGAGAGAACUACUCAAGGCCCAUUAAUUAAUGAAAAAGCUGUAGAAAAGGUAGAGAAACAUGUGAGUGAUGCCAUUUCCAAAGGGGCCACCGUUGUCACAGGCGGGAAGCGACAUCAAGUUGGAAAAAAUUUCUUCGAGCCCACCCUGCUCAGCAACGUCACCCGAGACAUGCUCUGCUCUCAGGAAGAGACUUUUGGGCCUGUGGCACCCGUUAUCAAGUUUGAUACAGAGGAGGAGGCGGUGGCGAUCGCUAACGUGGCCAACGUCGGGCUGGCAGGUUAUUUUUACUCUCAAGACCCAGCCCAGAUCUGGAGGGUGGCGGAGCGGCUGGAAGUUGGCAUGGUUGGCGUUAACGAAGGAUUGAUCUCCUCCGUGGAGUGCCCUUUCGGUGGGGUGAAGCAGUCUGGCCUUGGACGAGAGGGCUCCAAGUAUGGCAUUGACGAGUACCUGGAGCUCAAGUACGUGUGCUUUGGAGGCUUAUAGGAUUCUUUAGUUCUUUAAAAAAUAAGAAAGGAAGCUUCGCCACAUGUAUGGGGACAUGCCAUCCAUUAUUUUACAUAAGCCCAUAGGGUAUCUGAAUUA